AUGACGGAAUUUUUCUUUGCAGUGGGCACAAAAUCAGUGACGACUACUCGACUGACAUCACAAAGCGAUCUUCCAGUGAGUGCAGGUGGGUCAGGUGGCAGAGCUACAGCAGGAGGCUCCAGCAGCUCGGUUCUGGUCACAUCCAGCAGCUCCAACGCCCCCAGUGGAUCCAGCAAGGGAGCUGGAGGCAUCAGCAUCACCACCGUAGGAGCCUCCUCUGCUGCAGGUGGAGGGGGUUCAGCAUCAGGGGCAUCAGGGGUAUAUGGGGCCUCAAAGACAAUGGAAGGCUUCAGCUCUGCAGGACGAGGGUCUUAUAGUUUUGCAAGUGGCAGCAGUCAAGGGAAAAGAGAAGGUGGUCUUGGUGCUGUGACAGUUUCCACGGUGACCAAGACCAGCUGCAGCUCAGGAGGAGGUGGGGAAGCGAAGAGGGGGUCAUCUUCAUCAUCGUCUGCAGUCAUGUACUCUCCUGCUCCAAAGGAGAGGAAGAACGUGAGCACCACAUCUGCAGCUCUGUCGGAGGUGUUUGACGAAAGUUCAAGUCCCGACUCCUCUCCAGAGUACAACAGGAAGGAGUAUGUCAGUGCAACACCAACGUCUACCACUAGAGGGAGAGCUCAGAGCAGAGAGAGUGAGAUCAGAGCGAGGCUGCAGAGUGCUUCUCCUACGGCAAGCUGGACGGAGCUGGACGAUGUGAAGCGUCUCCUCAGAGGGAAUCGAUCUGUCAGCCCCACUCAGUCCCCCAACAACACGCUGCCCAUCCCCAAGAAGGCCAGCUUGGAGACCAGGACCCUGUCUGAGAGCUCCAACACAGACCAGUACAGCAGCAUUUGGUCUGGAGCUAUGAGCAGCAGCUACAGCUACAACACAAACCACAACAACCUGUCACCCACCUCCACCCUCUACCAGCCAGGAGUUCAGAACAACGUGACUCUCAGCUCCCCCUCCGUGAACGGUGGACUUUCUGUCAGCAGCUCUGUUCCAGUUUACGGUGUUCAGAACAACCUGGUCAGCAGCAGUCCGACUGUUCUCUCCCCCACUGGAACGAACACACCCAUCGUUUAUGGUGUGCAGAAAAACAUAUCUAGCAUGAGCACAACCACAGUGAGACCCAGCAGUCUUGUCAGUGACGAGGCCUCAGGAAAAGACUUCAAGUUUGUGAUGAUAGAAAAGGAAAACGCUCCCGUUAAGAAGGAGACAGAGCGACUCGUCAUGGCCAAAGACACAGGGAAGCAGUUCAUGUCGGCAGCACCUGUUGCUACUACUGCGACCUACUCUGAAGAUUCACUGAAGAGAGAGAAACAGAAACUAUCAUCUAGCAGAGUGGAGGAGGGAACAGAAGCUAAAACAUUGACCCUGAAAGUUUCCACAAAGGACAAAGCCACCUAUGCAGAGAUCCAUCAAGAUGAAUCAGGCCUCGGCUUCUUGUCCUGCUGCAGCUGGUGGAAGUGGCUCCUCGGCCUCCUGCUUGGCCUCCUGCUGCUCCUCGGCCUCCUCGCUGGACUCAUCGCAUUGGGUGAAGAAAUUAAACGGCUGAAGAACCGUGUGGAGGCUCUGGAGGCCAUCACCGGCACAGCUUCAGCCAGAACCAGCCGCCUGUCGGCCUCCUCUGGCAUCAACAUCAUCGACCCUCUGGACUCAGCGUACAUUGACAGGAGCUCCUCUGGCUCCACCAUCACCCACUCUGAUAAUGUGAUUAACCUGGGGGCUGCUGGGCCUGGAGGAGGAGGAGGCGCCGGUAGCAGACUGGGUCAGGACAGCGCCGCCCUGCAGAGAACUUUGCAGCAGCUGAUCAGGGCUGAACUCCACUCAGGUCCAAUUAGAGAAUCUCUGGUGUACUCACUGAAAGGAGAGAGAGGAGAACCAGGACCUAAAGGUGAUGCAGGAUCUCUUGGACAGAAAGGUGAUAGCGGCUUCCCAGGUCUGCCAGGUCCUCCAGGGCAGAUGGGACACCCAGGUCUGGAUGGGCCGAGGGGACCAAAAGGCAGCGCAGGUGAACCUGGUGCUGAGGGACCGCCAGGCCAGAGGGGCCGGGAGGGACCGAUGGGUCCCCGAGGAGAAGCUGGAGCUCCAGGAUUUGGAGAAAAGGGAGAUAAAGGACCUCAAGGAGAACCAGGACGUCCCGGUCCUGCUGGCGCUCCUGGACCUGUGGGGCCUAAAGGUGCCAUGGGAGAGCAGGGCGCCUCUGGAAGUCCUGGUGCUCCUGGUCCAAAAGGUUUCCAGGGUGAAGCUGGAGCUCCAGGAGCAAAAGGUGACCGAGGAACUGCAGGGCUGCCAGGAAGCAAAGGAGACCUUGGAGAAAGAGGACCACGUGGAUCUGCAGGUGAACCAGGACAGCCUGGAGCUCAAGGCCCUGCUGGACCAAAGGGAUCUAAAGGAGAUUCAGGUGAGGCAGGUUCAGUGGGACUUCCUGGUGUGAGAGGACCACCUGGGCUUCCUGGAGAUGCUGGUCCUCCAGGCACUCCUGGGCUGCAGGGACCUCCAGGUAUUGCGGGAAAUCCAGGACCCCCAGGUGGUAAAGGUGAACCUGGAUCUCCUGGUAAAGUCAUCAGUGCAGUUGGUUCUGAUACUUUGGCCAUCCCUGGACCUCCAGGACCAGCCGGGCCUCCAGGUCCAGCUGGUCCUCCUGGUCUGUCUGGUCCCAUUGGUCCUGCUGGUGUCCCAGGACAACCAGGUCCUAAAGGAGAACAAGGUGAAAAAGGUGAGAAGGGAGAGAAGGGAGAGAAGGGAGAGGACGGAACUGCAGUGGCCGGACCUCCGGGUCCACCAGGACCUCCUGGAGAACCUGGUCUUCAGGGUCCUCCUGGUGAAGCUCAACAGGGUCCUCCAGGACGCCGAGGUCCAGCUGGAGAGCCAGGUGUUGGUAAACCUGGACCUCCAGGAGAGAAAGGAGAACCCGGCAGCUUUGUGCCGACAUCAGAAACCUUCUUUGCUGGACCACCAGGACCACCAGGACCUCGAGGCCCACAGGGUUCACCAGGAUACGUAGGUGAACCAGGACAACCAGGUCUUCCAGGAAGUCCAGGGGAUGAAGGUGUUGGUUUCCCGGGUCAGCCUGGACCCAGAGGACCUCCAGGUCCAGAGGGUCCACCAGGGCCUGUGGGACCACAAGGAGCUCGAGGUGAAGCAGGAGGUCCUGGUUCUCCAGGAGUCCCAGGAGCCUCUGCUGACAGUUCUUACGGUCCUGCCUCCCUGGGCCCGCCUGGACCACCUGGUCCCCCUGGUCCCCCUGGAAGAGAUGGAAGCGGCUCCGGAUCCACAGUUGUGGGCCGGUACAUCGCAGAGUAUCUUCAGAGUGAUGGAAUCAGACAGUACCUGGCUGGACCUCCUGGACCUCCGGGUCCUCCAGGGGUCCCUGGUACACCUGGGGCUGCAGGGGAUGGUCUGGUGAAUGACGUGGCUAACCGAGUCCUCGCUUACCUUCAAAGUUCAAGCCAAGGAUAUGAUGGGAGUCCUGGGCCUCCUGGUCCUCCAGGUCCGCCUGGUUCCAUCUCUGUCAAGGAUAUUGUCGACCUGUUACAGCGAGAAGAUGUCAGGAGAUACAUUGGUGGUCCACCUGGACCACCAGGACCUCCUGGAGCUCCAAGCGGCCAUGGAGGCUACGCCUUUAACACCCAGGAAGUUGCUGAGCGUGUUUUCUCUCUAAUGAAUGAGAGGGGAGCAGCAGGUGUACCUGGACCUCCUGGACCUCCUGGACCUGCUGGACCUCCUGGGUUCGUGUUAGGGUCAGGUUUAGGGUCCGUACCUGGUCCUCCUGGUCCACCAGGUGGCCCUGGUCCACAAGGACCACCUGGACCACCCGGACCACCAGGAUAUGGGAACUACAACAGCGCAGACAUCCGGGACUACCUGCAAAGUGUUGCCUUUCGAGGUCCUCCUGGGCCUCCUGGGCCUCCUGGACCUGAAGGUCCCCCUGGUCUGGUUCCUGUUCGUGAUCACAGAGAGAGAUUCCGAGCUGAACUACAGGAAUACGAAUUCUCUCCAGGUGAUGGGUUGAGCGGAGCCAUGUUUGGAGUUCCUGGUCCACCAGGCCCUCCUGGACCCCCAGGACAUAAAGGAGAGCCAGGUGCACCUGCUGCCACACAGUUUAACCUGGACCCUGGCAACUUCUCCAGUAUGGCUGCCAAAGUAACUGACUACAUCAAAUUGGACUACGGCAGCCAUGUUUUCCAAGGACCUCCAGGACCACCAGGACCCCCGGGUCCUCCUGGAUACAGCCGAUGGUUUGGUUCCCAUGGAAACACAACGGCUCUGAUGGAAUACAUCAAAUUCUCCUUCAUGAGACAUCGAACGGAACCACAACGAACGGGUCACCCAGGGCCACCAGGGCCGCCUGGUCCUCCAGGUCCACCAGGAUACAGCCAACUGUUUGGGUCCCACACAAACAUCACUGAUUUAGUGGAUUUUCUCACAGCACAUGGAGCCAUUGUGGGACCACCUGGAGACCAGGACAGAAAGGGACAUGGACCAAAAGAGAGAGAGGUAACCACCUGUGAACGAGGCCCGUCUGGACCUGAAGGACUCAGAGGACCGAAAGGUGACCGAGGAGAAUUUGCAGUGAUGACUAGAAGAAGGAGGGAUGCUGGCGUCUGAGACCCACAAAUCCAGUUUUUUCCGUGUUAAAUGAACUGAAGCUGUAAUUUUAUGCUGCAUUUGUGUUUUGUACUUGUGAACUUUAUCCACGUUAUGA
Molecule: messenger RNA, 4687 nt
Organism: Acanthochromis polyacanthus (spiny chromis)
Lineage: Eukaryota; Metazoa; Chordata; Actinopteri; Pomacentridae
Product: collagen alpha-1(XVII) chain-like
Source: RefSeq, a predicted model, not a curated record